AGGCGCCGGCGGGAGUCGGGGAUUCUGCAUUUGGGUGUGUGAGUUGGGGUGGGCAAUUAUGCGUUACGCUUUGAGGUGUUUGUGGGCCCAUCUCUGAACUGCUGGCCGCCCUCUUCUUUACCGGGGGUGGGCCCGAGGGUGCGCUCGUGACCGAGGCUAAGUGUGGAGUUGGAACUUUCGCCACACUCGGGGUGUUUGCUGAUGGGUCUGAGUUUGAGACUGUGCGCCUGGGAAUGGGUGAGGGCUGGGGACUCUGGCGGGUGUGUGCGCCUGAGUGUGAGUGUCUGUGGAGGUGUCGGUUUCACGUGAGAAAGGACCCCGGGCUUGUUUCUGACCGAAUUGGUUUGUGUGUGUCAUUUGUGGGCGCCUGGUCCUCCUCGUGGAGAACGGAGGCCUCCUGGGUGGCCGAAGGCCCAGAUGGGGGAACCCCGGGCUGGGGCCCCCCUGGACGAUGGCAGCGGCUGGACAGGAAGUGAGGAAGGAAGUGAAGAGGGCACUGGUGGCAGUGAGGGGGCUGGGGGAGAUGGGGGCCCAGACGCCGAGGGUGUCUGGAGUCCAGACAUCGAGCAGAGCUUCCAGGAGGCCCUGGCCAUCUACCCACCCUGUGGUCGGCGGAAAAUCAUCCUGUCGGAUGAAGGCAAGAUGUAUGGUCGGAAUGAACUGAUCGCCCGCUACAUCAAGCUGAGAACGGGGAAGACCCGAACUCGCAAACAGGUCUCUAGUCAUAUCCAGGUUUUGGCCCGAAGGAAAUCGAGGGAAAUCCAGUCCAAACUCAAGGCCCUGAACGUGGACCAGGUUUCCAAGGACAAGGCUUUCCAGACAAUGGCCACCAUGUCCUCCGCCCAGCUCAUCUCAGCACCUUCCCUGCAGGCCAAACUGGGUCCUGCUGGUCCUCAGGCACCAGAGCUUUUCCAGUUUUGGUCGGGGGGUUCUGGGCCCCCUUGGAAUGUUCCAGACGUGAAGCCAUUCUCGCAGACACCGUUCUCCCUGUCACUGACUCCUCCAUCUACUGACCUCCCAGGGUACGAGCCCCCCCAAACCCUCUCACCCCCUGCUUUGCCCCCACCUGCCCCAUCACCUCCAGCGUGGCAGGCUCGGGCUCUGGGCACUGCCCGGUUGCAGCUGGUAGAGUUCUCAGCCUUCGUGGAACCACCGGAUGCAGCUGACUCUUACCAGCGGCACCUGUUCGUACACAUCAGCCAGCACUGCCCCAGCCCUGGAGCGCCCCCCCUUGAGAGUGUGGAUGUCCGGCAGAUCUAUGACAAAUUCCCUGAGAAAAAGGGCGGGCUGCGGGAGCUGUAUGAUCGUGGGCCCCCCCACGCCUUCUUCCUGGUCAAGUUCUGGGCGGACCUGAACUGGGGCCCGAGUGGCGAGGAGGUGGGGGCCAGCGGCAGUAGCGGUGGCUUCUAUGGAGUGAGCAGCCAGUACGAGAGCCUGGAGCACAUGACCCUCACCUGUUCCUCCAAGGUCUGCUCCUUUGGCAAGCAGGUGGUGGAGAAGGUGGAGACGGAGCGUGCCCAGCUGGAGGACGGGAGGUUCGUGUACCGCCUGUUGCGCUCACCCAUGUGCGAGUACCUGGUGAAUUUCCUGCACAAGCUGCGGCAGCUGCCCGAGCGCUAUAUGAUGAACAGCGUCCUGGAGAACUUCACCAUCCUCCAGGUGGUGACAAACAGAGACACCCAGGAACUGCUGCUCUGCACCGCCUACGUCUUCGAGGUCUCCACCAGUGAGCGGGGGGCCCAGCACCACAUUUACCGCCUGGUCAGGGACUGAAGGGGGACCCCCCCAGAGUGGCUCACCCCCGGAAUGCCCUCCUCCCGAGAAGGACUUCCAGCUUUUCUCACGCUUCUUACUUGGGGAGGGGGCUGCUCCCGGUUAGGGCCUUAAAAGCUGGGUGGUGAGUUGCAUGGGCUGCGACUGAGAAGAGAGGAUGGAUCCUGAUUUGGGGACCUCACAGGGGUGCCUGAAAGGACAGAUCACUCCAGAGCAUUAGACACUGGGGACAGGAGUGAGACAAGCCCUGGGACAGCCCUGCUUUCUGUCUCUGACAGGCGCCCUCCCCUCCUCUGUUUUGGAGGACCCUAUUUACACAUUGGCUUGUCUCUCUCUGUGUCCCCCCCACCCAAACCUGCCUCUCCUUACCAGCCCUACCCCAGGGACCCUGAUAUCAAAUAUUGCAGGUUAACCCUUUCUGUGCAGGAGCAGAGCCAGUGGGCCCUGGAAAUAUUUUUUUUUUUUUAAUAUAACAAGAGAUAUUUAUAAGUGGGUGUUAGGGUCGUGACUUUUUCUCAGCUGGGCAAGCAGGGGGUGAGACUUCUAAUCUCAUGCCCUCUUUCUUCUAAAUGAGCCGUGGGGCUAGACUGUUGCCUCCCCCUCCUCCCCUCCCCUCAAAGUGUGUUGGUUUGUAUUUUGACAGAGGAUAAAGCUAUUUUACCAAAA
Molecule: messenger RNA, 2439 nt
Organism: Sus scrofa (pig)
Lineage: Eukaryota; Metazoa; Chordata; Mammalia; Artiodactyla; Suidae
Gene: TEAD2
Product: TEA domain transcription factor 2
Biological process (GO): hippo signaling; regulation of transcription by RNA polymerase II; embryonic organ development
Cellular component (GO): transcription regulator complex
Molecular function (GO): RNA polymerase II cis-regulatory region sequence-specific DNA binding; DNA-binding transcription factor activity, RNA polymerase II-specific
Source: RefSeq, a predicted model, not a curated record